GAGCAUCGGGUGUGAGUUUGGAGAGAAAAAAAGUGCAGGCUCACACGGGAGCUCCCCGUCAAACAGCGCGUCGCCCUUCGCUCGGAGGCUAUCUGGAGUUCCAAACAAAAGAGCGCCUCCUCCACGCUGACCUCCGCCAAGAGACGCGCAACGCUCUCCGGCCAGCGGUCAUGGCCACGACGCUGGAGGGCUGCCGCUGUCGGGGAGCCAGCCUCCGCAAUACCAACAACAGCGGCAGCAGUGGCGGCGGCACUAGCAUCCUUUACAACAUUCUUAAGAGUGACAGAGCAGAGCAACAACAAAACGAAACGCUCCAUAACUUACUCUACAGCCACAGAAGCAGCUCCACUUCCUCCACCGUAGCCUCCGGGCCGGCGUGGCGACAUCAGGAGCCGCGGCAACAGUCGCUGCAGGCGGCGUGUUCCUGCGGGGCGACGCGGCGCCGCGGGGUCCUGCGCUCCCCUCAGGUGACGUGCAAAGCCGCAUCCGCCAUCCUCGUCAAGACGCUACGUUUCGUCAAGAAUGUGCCGUGCUUCAGGGAGCUGCCCGAGGACGAGCAGGUGGUCCUGAUCCGGAGCGGCUGGGCGCCCCUCUUGGUGCUCGGAUUGGCGCAAGACCGCGUGGACUUUGAGACCACGGAGACGGUGGAGCCGAGCAUGCUGCAGCGGAUCCUCACCGGGUCGCCCCAGAGCCAGAGCGAGGCAGCGGCGGCGGCGGCGGCGGCAGCGGUGCUCAGUCCGAGUCAUGGCGGAGGAGCCGGCGUGGCCUUGGCCGACAUCGAAGCUAUUAAAGGCUUCUUGAAGAAGUGCUGGAGUGUGGACAUCAGCACCAAGGAGUACGCAUACCUAAAGGGAGCAGUGCUCUUCAACCCGGAUCUGGAGGGUCUUCGCUGCUUGCCAUACAUCCAGUCGCUGCGCCGUGAGGCCCACCAAGCCCUCAACGAGCACGUCCGGCUGAUCCACCGCGAGGACGGCACGCGCUUCGCCAAGCUGCUCAUCGCCCUGUCCAUGCUUCGGUCCAUCAGCCCGUCGGUGGUGGCCCAGCUCUUCUUUAAGCCAAUCAUUGGAAGCGUGAACAUCGAGGAAGUACUCAUGGAGAUGUUCUACGGGAAGUAAGCCCUACCACACAGCAUUGUAGGUGAACUUCCAGUUUCCUGAUGGACUGCAAGUCAACUAUUGGACAAGUGAAAAGUGCUUAGAAAAAAAGGAAUCCGUUUUGUGUGAAUGCUUUGUGUUUACCAUGGACGUGAUGUAUAAAGCAGCCGCUGUGAUUCAUAGCUUAACUUAUUUGUUUUAUAAACUAUUUUUCUAAAAUAAAAUCCCUCCAGUGUUGUUCUUCAGCGCUGUUAACUGACACACUUUUCACAGGGUCAGCUGACCUCGGGGCUACACGAUACAUGCAGAUAAACUGCUGAUAAAACUCACACGGUUACCUUCAGCCAAUUUGGGUCAGACUGAUCUGGCGAGCAGCUUGUUUUGGCAUUGAUACAGCUUUGUUGGGGAAAAUAUGAGGCUACUGGAGACAUGAUUUAACUGGAAAAAAUACAGGCUGAGCCGUAAAAUUAGCCACGCCUUCACAAGUCACGACCUUUUUAAAGGCAGGGGUUUGGAUGCAACUUUUUCAUUUAAUACUUUUAUUAUGUGUACUAAAUGAAGUGUCUUGUAUAUGAACUCUUAACAAAAGAACACCAGAGCGACAAUUCAGCACAUAUCGUAUUAGUAACAUUUGCCUCUCAGUAGACUAGAGUAUUUAAAACUUUUUAAAUGUUCAUGAAUUUCAUAUUUCUAUGGACAUCAGAUCCGAAAAUUGUUUUUUUCCCCUCUAAAAGUAUGCAAUUUUAUUAUUCCACACAUGCAUAAAGUAUAUACAUAGACAGUGAUCCCUCGUUUUUCGCGGUUAGUGGGGACCAGAACCCGCCGCGAUAAGUGAAAAACCACGAAGUAGCGCCCCACCACCGAAAAAAACCCCAAAAACAUAUAUAUCUAUAUCUAUAUAUCUAUAUAUAUUAGGGCUGUCAAAAUUAUCGCGUUAACGCGCGGUAAUUAAUUCUUUUAAUUAAUCACGUUAAAAUAUUUGACGCAAUUAACGCACAUGUCCCGCUCAGACAGUAUUCUGCCUUUUGGUAAGCUUUACAGCAAGGCUUUUUGUGCUGUCUAACAGCGAACUCUUGUGGUCGCUUUGCGACAUGGUUUAUUGUUGUCUUGCCAGUUCAAUAUGGCUGCACGACGCCUCGGGCUGACGCCUACGUUGUAAUGUGCUUAUAUGAUCCUUGGACAAGAUUUGUCCGUAAGUAUGGUUGUUGUAAAUAAUGUACAUAUUAUGUUAGUAAGCGAAAUGUUAUAUUUUUUGUAUGAGACGCUUUUUGUAUGUUUAGUGAACCUGUAUAGCGUGCUAAGCUAACGUUGUUGCUAAUGCAAUGCUUGUGUACUUUUUUUUGUAGUUUUACGACGGUCUAAAGAGAACAAUGGUUUGAGGCCAUUUUAUUAAUAAAUCAGAUGAAAAAGGAAGAAGUCUGAUUAUUAAGGCGUCGUUCACUAGCUGUCUAGCUUUGGAAAAAGUAGACGCUUCGGAGUGAGGACAGCAUAGACAGAUUUAAAUGACAGUAGAGUGAAAUGCCCACUACAGUCCUUAUGUAUCGUAUGUUGAAUGUAUAUAUCCAUCUUGUGUCUUAUCUUUCCAUUCCAACAAUUUAUUUUACAGAAUAUAUAUAUAAUUUACAGAAAAAUAUGGCAUAUUUUAUA
Messenger RNA from Corythoichthys intestinalis (scribbled pipefish), 2741 nucleotides. RefSeq names its product nuclear receptor subfamily 0, group B, member 1 (gene nr0b1). The transcript is spliced from 2 exons. Gene Ontology annotation, cellular component: cytoplasm; nucleus. Gene Ontology annotation, biological process: negative regulation of transcription by RNA polymerase II. The coding region runs from base 171 to 1115 and encodes 314 amino acids. Lineage: Eukaryota; Metazoa; Chordata; Actinopteri; Syngnathiformes; Syngnathidae. The record is from RefSeq and is a predicted model, not a curated record. Gene Ontology annotation, molecular function: transcription factor binding; transcription corepressor activity.